Messenger RNA from Salvelinus namaycush (lake trout), 3240 nucleotides. RefSeq names its product trichohyalin-like. Bases 1 to 3240 code for a protein of 1079 amino acids. Lineage: Eukaryota; Metazoa; Chordata; Actinopteri; Salmoniformes; Salmonidae. The transcript has 10 exons. Gene Ontology annotation, molecular function: GTP binding. The record is from RefSeq and is a predicted model, not a curated record.
AUGGAGGAGAGACACAGACAGGAGAUAGAGAUGAUGGAGAACUAUGAAGGAGAGGCCAGAGUUGAAGCAGAGAGAAACCUGAUGAAGAUAGUCCUACCUGAGUUACAGAGGAACAUCAUGAUCUCACAGACAAAGAUGCAGAGGGAGUUCAGCAGACAGAUGGAGGAGAAGAAUAGACAGAUGAAGGAGAAGAAUAGACAGAUGGAGGAGAAGAAUAGACAGAUGAACGAGAAGGAUAAACAUAUGGAGGAGAAGGAUAGACAUAUGGAGGAGAAGGAUAGACAUAUGGAGGAGAAGGAUGGAGAAAUGGAGAGACUAAGACAGAAUUUGAAAGAAGUCAGGGAAGCUCACUCAGUGUUGCAGAAGAGACUGGAACGAGAGGGGAAAGUGUCCUCUGCACGCCUGAACGCUGAGGCUGAACGAGCAGCUCUACUCGCUCGCCAAGCAUCCUUACAGCACGCAUUGGAACUGGAGAAAGCUCAACUGAAUGUUAGAAUGGAAAAAAUGGAAUUGGAAAUGGAGAUAGCCGCAUAUAAUGCCAGACUGAAGGUCCUGGAGAGUGUUGAGUCAACUUCUCAAUCCCAUGCCGUGGCAUCCCACUUACUAAGCCAACAAGAUGGAAUGAAGUCCUGUUUAGAGAACCAGGAACCUGAGGUCUAUGAGGAACCGGAACCAUCACCUGUUGAGUUUGCUGCAUUAGAUCAGUUUAAACUCACCUCAGAAGACAAUGUGUUGGCUGAUGUUGGUGAAGAGGUCACCCUCUUCUGUCACCUCUCACCUGACACCAGUGCUGUUGCCACGACGAUCAGGUGGUUUAAAGGGACAGAGUGUAUUUAUCUGUAUCAGAAUGGCCAGGUGACAGAGAGGAGUGGCUAUGAGGGCAGAGUGAGUCUGAUCACCCAGGAGCUGGAGAGAGGCAACGUGUCUCUGAGGCUGAGAGACUACAGGAAGCCAGAUAGAGGAGUCUACAUAUGUCAGGUCAUCCAUGGAGAACAGAAGGAGGAGGCUGCAGUGGGUUUAUGGGUCAGAGGAGCCUCAGGAUCAGAGUAUUUACAACAAGAGACCCAGGAGGACAAGCUGAAGAGGGAGGCAUCAGCUGGUGAGCUUGAGUUGAAGAUGGAAGAAGAAUUAAAAGAGAUAUCAAGACAGGAGAUGACGAAACAACUAGAGGAGAAAGACACACAACUGGAUGAUAUGACCCAGGAAGUGAGAGAGAAAGAGAGACUCCUGGAGGAGAAGAACCAGAUAAUGGGACAGAGGGAGAAACUAUUAGAAGAGAAAGAAAACCAACUGGAAGAGAAAGACAAGCAACUAAAGGAUAGAGACAUUCAACUAGAGACACUGAGAAAGAACCUGCAGGACAAGAACAGCCAAGUAGAGAACUUCAGAAUCCUACUGCAGGAAAAAGACCUUCAACUAGAGGACAGCAACCACAGACUGGGAGAGAAGGACAGACUACUGGAAAAGAAGGACAGACUACUGGAAGAGAGAGACAAACUACUGGAAGAGAGAGACAAACUACUGGAAGAGAGAGACAAACUACUGGAAGAGAAAGAAAACCAACUGGAAGAGAGAGACAAACUACUGGAGGGAAAAGAAAAUGAACUAAAAGAGAGGAGACAGGAAGUAGAAGAGAAAGAUAACCUACUAGAGGAGAGAGAGAAGCAGUUAAAGGAAAGAGACAAACAGGUGGAGGAGGUCAACAAUGAAAAUGCUGAACUGGCUCAACAGAUAUGUGAUGUGAAGACUGAGGUAGAGAGACUGAGAAGAGAGAUCUCAGCCCAGAUGACUGAACCUGGAGAGACGUCAGAUACAGGUUCCAUACUCCCAGUCAGGAGGAGACACAGCAUGGAGGAUCCUCCUGACAUGGGAGGAGAGACCUCAGAUACAGACCCCACGCUUCCACUGAGGAGGACAAACAGCAUGGAGUUAAAUCCUCCAGAUAUGGGAGGAGAGAGCAGCAGUCCAGACUCCCCAGUGUCUCCCAGUGUGUCUGAGCUGAGACUGGUGCUGCUGGGGAGGACUGGGGCUGGGAGGAGUGCAGCAGGAAACACCAUCCUGGGCAGAGAGGAGUUUAGGGCCCAGGCCAGCCCCUCUGCAGUGACCCAGAGGAGUAAGAGGAGAGAGGGGGACGUGUGUGGGAGACGGCUGGUGAUGGUGGACACUCCAGACUGGUUCUGUCCUGGACUCUCUCUGGAGGAGAUGAGACAGGAUGUGGGGCUCUGUGUCCGUCUGUCUGCCCCGGGACCCCACACCUUCCUCCUGGUCAUACCAGUGGAGCCCUCUAAGGGGGAGGAGAGAGGGGUGCUGGAGAGAAUAGAGGAUAUGUUUGGGGAGGGUUGUUGGGAGCACACUGUGAUUCUAUUCACCCAUGAUGAUGGCCUGAAAGAGCAGAGCAUUGAGGAGUUUCUCCAAGCAGGAAGUCAGGACCUCCAGCAACUUGUAGGGAAAUGUGGAAGCAGAUACCACGUCCUCAACAUUAAGGACAGGGCCCAUGGCACUCAGGUAUCAGAGCUGCUGGAGCAGGUAGAGGAGAUGGUGGCAGGAAACAGAGAGAGAUUCUACAGCAGUCAGACCUACCAGGAGGCAGAGACCCAGGUUAGAGAGAUGGAGGGAAAGAUCCAGAGAGAGAGAGGAGAGAGGAAACAGAGGGAGGAGAGAGACUUGAGAGAGAGGCUUGAGAAGGAGCUGCAGGGUUCUCUGAAGGAGAAAGAUGGAGAAAUCCAGAAACUCAAGAGGGAUAUCAGAAUUCUCAGAGAACGAAUAACAGAACUGGAGAGACAGGUGAAAGAAGAGAGGGAUGAGGAGAAGAAAAUAGAACUGGAGAGGGAGCUGAAGAGGGAGUCUGAUAGGAGGGAGGAGAUGGAGAGAAAGAUGGAGAGAUUUAGAGAGAAGACAGAGAAUGAGAGGAGGGAGAUGGAGGAGAGACACAGACAGGAGAUAGAGGAGAUGAUGGAGAACUAUGAAGGAGAGGCCAGAGUUGAAGCAGAGAGAAACCUGAUGAAGAUAGUCCUACCUGAGUUACAGAGUUACAUUAGCUCACAGACAAAGAUGCAGAGGGAGUUCAGCAGACAGAUGGAGGAGAAGAAUAGACAGAUGGAGGAGAGAGGUGGAGAGGUGGAGAGACUGAGACAGAACUUGAAAGAGGUCAGUGAAGCUCACUCAGUGUUGGAGGGGAGACUGCUGCAAGAGGGGAGAGAACCAGACCAGGUCUACUGUCCACUGUACCGUGGUGAGUGA